Molecule: messenger RNA, 465 nt
Organism: Aptenodytes forsteri (emperor penguin)
Lineage: Eukaryota; Metazoa; Chordata; Aves; Sphenisciformes; Spheniscidae
Product: complexin-3-like
Biological process (GO): neurotransmitter transport; synaptic vesicle exocytosis; regulation of neurotransmitter secretion
Cellular component (GO): terminal bouton; SNARE complex
Molecular function (GO): syntaxin binding
Source: RefSeq, a predicted model, not a curated record
AUGGCCGCCUUCUUCACGGCCGCCCUGAAGAGCUUGCAGGGGGGGUGAGAAGGAGCCCCCCAAGGAGCCCCCAAGGAUGGCAAGGCGGCCACGCUGCCCAACAACAUGGCCCGUGAGGAGUUUGAGGAGUACCAGCGGCAGCUGCUGGAGGAGAAGAUCGAGCGGGACAAGGCCUUUGCGCAGAGGAAGGCAGAAAGGGUCACUGUGCGGAUACACCUGCGGGACAAGUACCACCUGGCCCAGGACGAGCGGGAUGAUGCUCAGCUGCACGUGGCUGGCAGCGCGGUGGAGCUGCCGCAGGAGCUGGCUGCCAUGGUGCAGAGUGAGGAGGAGGAGGAGGAGGAGGGAGGUGGCGCCGGGGCCUUCGCUUUCCUGACAAAGCUGCGGGAGGUGGACCUGCCGGCGCUGCAGGACCGUGCUCUGGGCAGCGUGGAUGAGGUGAAGGAGAAGUGCGCCCUGAUGUAG